AUGGAUGUGGUAUGGAUAUGGAAGUGGUAUGGAUAUGGAAGUGGUAUGGAAGUGGUAUGGAUAUGGAAGUGGUAUGGAUAUGGAAGUGGUAUGGAUAUGGUAGUGGUAUGGAUAUGGAAGUGGUAUGGAUAUGGAAGUGGUAUGGAUAUGGAAGUGGUAUGGAUGUGGAAGUGGUAUGUAAGUGGUAUGGAUAUGGAAGUGGUAUGGAAGUGGUAUGGAUAUGGAAGUGGUAUGGAUAUGGAAGUGGCAUGGAUAUGGAAGUGGUAUGGAUAUGGAUAUGGUAGUGGUAUGGAUAUGGAAGUGGUAUGGAUAUGGAAGUGGUAUGGAAGUGGCAUGGAUAUGGAAGUGAUAUGGAAGUGGUAUGGAUAUGGAAGUGGUAUGGAUAUGGAAGUGGUAUGGAUAUGGAAGUGGCAUGGAUGUGGAAGUGGUAUGUAA
Molecule: messenger RNA, 435 nt
Organism: Pecten maximus
Lineage: Eukaryota; Metazoa; Mollusca; Bivalvia; Pectinida; Pectinidae
Exons: 1
Coding region: 1-435 (144 amino acids)
Source: RefSeq, a predicted model, not a curated record